UUGGGAUACUGUUGCAGGUAUCUAGUACUCUAUAAAGGUAGUCAUGCACAUAGCCGUUUGCCACAUUGCAAUGGCUAUCCAGCUGCUUGUAUAGCGAUCGUCCUCGGAGCAGUGAUCGCACUCAUAGGCAGUCUACCCAAUAUGCUCCGCUAUAGAAUCAAAUUCGUAAAAGAGAUGCCAGUUCCUGAUCGUUGUCUGCAAAGUCCAUAUCACGCAUCGUGGGACAAAUCCGAUACCAUCUAUAGGUAUGACCUGGUGCAACCGAUAUGGUGGAAUUGCCAAUGGGAACGGCUCAACUUCUGGAUGGCUGCUUGUGUACUCAAAUUAGUGCCAUGUGUCCUUCUGACGGUGUUUAUGACGCUUCUGGUAAGGAUGCUCAUUGAAGCACGUGAAAGAAGACUACGGCUCUGUGGAGGUGUCCCAACGGGAAACUCUCAAGCUGAACGUACGACUGCAAUGUUGACUGGAAUUGUAGCUGUGUUUCUGAUUACUGAACUACCUCAGGGAAUCCUUGGACUUUCUGUU
Molecule: messenger RNA, 525 nt
Organism: Cooperia oncophora
Lineage: Eukaryota; Metazoa; Nematoda; Chromadorea; Rhabditida; Trichostrongylidae
Source: the annotation of a GenBank genome assembly